CUAUGGGCGCAUUCAGCAGGUUCACAGUUGAGCAUCGUCUUGUCAACAAGACGUUGAUUUAUUAGUUCUAAAAGUAUACCAAUCACGUUCGAAUAUCGCUAUCCAACUAAAAGUAAAAGCCAAUCACGUUCGAUUGCUACUGAGCGGUUUUCUUCAUUGAACGCGGCCAAUUGGUUUAACCUUAUAUCUAUGCGUCGGGCAAAUCAUUGAAUGUCAGAAGGGUGGAAGCAACGAGGUUCCACUGUCGUUCAACGUGUCAACCGACUAGGAACGUAUACGUCAAAAGAUACGAGAUAACGCGCGAAUCAUACGCAGAAAAAGAAGAAUCUAAAGAUUCUAAUGUCAAUUAUCAAAGAUAUAAAAAGAAGAUGGAGCUAGACAUAAAAGGGAUUGUAUUGAAAUUGUGGCUACUGAAUGCUCUGAUGAUAAACUGCAUCAGCGCAGCGGUACCUCUUAGGGAUCAUUAUCAAAAUCUGAUGGGUGGUCAAGGCUUGUAUAAUUCCAGCGAUGAUGUAGUGAUUCUUAAUGCCACAAACUUCAAAACAAAUGUUUACAGCAGCACAAGGAGUUGGCUUGUUGAGUUUUACAACAGUUGGUGUGGCUUUUGUUAUAGAUUCGCGCCGACUUGGAAAGCUCUGGCAAGCGACAUUCUUUCUUGGAACGAUAUCGUCGUAGUUGCAGCGAUAGAUUGCGCCGACGAUGACAACAAUCCAAUCUGUCGCGAAUACGAGAUCAUGCAUUAUCCAAUGUUGAAGUAUUUCUCCGUGAAUGCGCAUCCACCAUCUUUAGGUUUAGUGAUAGAAAAGGGGGAUAACACCGAUUCGGUGAGGCAUAACUUGAUCAGUAGACUUGAGAUGGAACAACAGGAAGGACGAGGAUCCACGUGGCCUAACAUCACACCAUAUAGGAACGUUGAAAUAACGGACAUAUGGAGAACAACAUCCAAUAAUGUAAAGUAUUUCUUUUUUAUUUUCGAAAAUACGGAUUCCGACUUGGGCACGGAGGUCAUUCUUGAUUUACACAGAAUCAGCAGCUUGCAGAUACGCAGGGUGACUUCCGAUAAUGAACUAUUAUGCGUGAUGAACAAGGUUACCAAAUUUCCGACUUUGAUAGCCUUUGGGCGCAAUGAGUCGCAGAGGGUCGUUAAUGUGAAAGUAUCGUCAAGACAGGGAGUGCGACGGGCUAUUAAGGAUUACGUAAUCGCGAGAGGAGUUAACAUUGAUGAGACAAUAGGUACGACAGUAUCCCACGAUAUUGCACAAAAUGUCGAGAAUGCACAUCAAACAACAAUUGGGGCGAUUGUCAAGUCUCGCAAAGAGCAGGAAGAGGAACAACGUUCGUUGAAAAAGACUGAUGAUUAUCUAUACCAACUCGAUCUAGAGAACGCAUUGCGUUAUUCGAUGAACAACGAGAUAUCUUUAACCAAGUCGAUAGAUGGUGAGAAAAUGGAAGCCUUACGAAAAUACAUCGCGGUGCUGGCGGCGUAUUUUCCUCUACGGCGUAGUAACACAUAUUUAGAGGUGAUACGCGACGUCAUCAAGAGCAGGACUACCAUGACCGGCGAAGAAUUCAGCCAGCUAGCGAAGACAACGGAGGAAGAGAUGUCGCCGGUAUACUCGGGAUUGCCUCAUCAGUGGAUAGGAUGCAAGGGUAGCGCGAAUUCAUAUCGGGGAUACCCCUGCGGAUUGUGGACCAUAUUUCAUAUGUUAACCGUGAACUUCGCGUUGAAACCGAAUAAAGUUCCUCAGGCAGAUUUCUCGCAAGAUCCUGUGGCAGUGCUACGAGCGAUGCAUGGCUAUAUCGAAACGUUUUUCGGAUGUGCUGACUGCGCCGCACAUUUCGUGGAGAUGGCCGGCAAGAAUAAGAUAUUCGACACGCGUAGCAGAGACGAAGCCGUGCUUUGGGUGUGGCGGGCGCAUAAUGAAGUGAAUGCUCGAUUGUCGGGUGAUGCUACGGAAGAUCCCGAGCACAAAAAAAUACAGUACCCCGCGGCUGAACAUUGCCCGACGUGCAGAUUCGUUAAUGGCAGCUGGAACGAGGAAGAAGUGCUGCGAUAUUUAAGAACCAAGUAUAGUUAUAGCAGCAUCAAAUAUGAGGGGAUUAGCUAUAACAGCGGUUUCGGCUCGAUCAACAGCAGCAACAGUUGGAAAAUUAGGUUGGGGAGACUCGCCAAGGAGAAACACACCACCGCUUUUGGCUGGGACUUGAAUGUAUUCGACAUCAGCAUCUGUGUAGUGCUAUAUGUUACUUCAGCAGCGAUACUCGUACUAGUAUGCAUUAAGUUUGCUGUUAAGAGAACUAAAAAAAAGAGCCACAUCAGUCUAUUGCCCAAAGUGUGAUCUUCUCUUCCUUAUGCACUUUGUGCUAUGCAUAAUCGCCGUCGUGCAACAUUCCUGGAUCAGUAAGCGUCGUUUAGAUCAUCUGUCCUAAUUUAAAAAACUGGUAAGUCACAAAUUUUCAGGUUGUGAUAUCAUUCAAUUAUAACGAUCAUUUUUAAAUGGGGUAUCAAAUUGAGAAAAGUCACAGUAAAUAGUAAUGAAAUAAUAAUUCUCAAACAAAAAUCAAAAUAAUGCCUCUCAUAUUAGCAACGAUGUAUUCUCUUUCAUGAGUCUGGAAUAAAAAUUAAAUUGCCAAAUAUGUAAUUACAAAAUCGAUCUUUUUAGUCAUUCUGAACUUAGUAAUUUUAUAAUCUUGUCGCGUCUAGAAUGUUUCUUUAUUAUUGAUUUUUACAAUUGUUUAACACUUUGCCUUGUGAAAGAUAUAAGAAUAUAAAGAUACGCCUAAUAAUACAUAUAGUCAACGAAAUAAGAAUGAAUUAUAAGUAUAUAUACAUUCUUUUUUAAAUAUAAAACACGAUUAUUUAAUAUUACUAUAUAGUACAUGUAUUUCCUUGUUUCAUGAUAUAUGCUCAAACUAGUCGCCAUCAAAUAAAGCAGAUUUAUCUUCCAAAAAUUUACAUAAAUCUUUCUGAUGGCUUUUUGAAAGUGAAAGUGAGACAAAAAUAAGAGCAAGUGAGAGAGACUGAAAAAAUUGUUGGUGUUAAAGUUAGAGUGCUGUCAGAUGAUCAUAUGGAUGAUCCACUGUCAUAAAAUGAAGUCUUUCAUGAAACUAGGAGAUCUAUACAUAGAAUAAUACUCUUGCCAUGUUGUUUGGUAUGCAUUUAUAUAGUAUAUUUAUAAUUGUUUUAAAAUCACAAUAUAUAAAAUGUGAACCGUUCUUUUUAUUUGACGCACAAUGAGUGUGUCGCGACUGAAAUGAAUCUCUAUCGAAAUUGUAUCGUUACAUAUUGCAAUGUAUUAUACAUAUAUUAAACCCUCUCUAAGCAGUAUAAAAACAAUACAACUGAUAAUUACUACAAGAAAGAAAAAAAGCCAAAUGUAAAGAGAUAAUUAUUUUCCUAUUUUAUAGCUUGCAGCUUCCAGAAAUGUUUGUUUAAAAACCUUCCUUUUAUAUUUUUUAUACAGUUUUAUAUAUUUACAUGACAAAUUUUAUACUGUUUAGGGUAAACUGUAUUAGAUGUUCAAGCAAAGAAAAAAAUUGAUAACUCAUAUGUUGAUGUGCAAUUAAAUAUUAAAUGUUUAAAAUAUUGGAUUAAAGAUUAGCCUAUGACGUUUACCAUAAUUGCGUUUGAAUAAUCAGCAGAGAGAUUGUGUAAAAAAGAUAUGAUUGUGAUUCGAUAUGUCUGUAAUAUCUGGAUGAAAGUCGAUCUUUCGUGAAUAAUAUUUCAUUUUGUAAAUAUAAUAUAGAAUGCCAAGAAGAAAUUUCUUCUUUAUUAUUCAUGUAUAUUAUAAGCUAUCAUCUUUCUUAUACAGAUUUUUAUAAUAAAAUAUAAUGUAUAAUUAAAUAUAUAUUCUUACUGUGUUUAAACAUAUAAGUAAUAAUCAAUAUAUUUCAUUUUUGAAAUCUUUAUCUUCUGAAUGUGGUUAGAGUUUCCUCUUAUCAAAUAAUAAAAUUAGAUAACAAUUAAGGAAAUCAGAAGAAACUUGAAAGUCUUUUAUAUUCAUCUAAUUUUAAAACACACAAGAAGAAAGGUACAAUUAAUAUUUAUAUAUAAUUACAGAUAUCAAUAUAUACAUAACGCUUUAAAUGUAGUGUGAAAGAAUUGUGUAAUGGUCUGUGUGCACAAUUUAAUAAAAUAAUAUAUAAUACUAUCCAUUAA
This is a messenger RNA of Formica exsecta, 4159 nucleotides long. Its product is annotated as sulfhydryl oxidase 2-like. The record is from RefSeq and is a predicted model, not a curated record. Bases 369 to 2339 code for a protein of 656 amino acids. Gene Ontology annotation, biological process: protein folding. Gene Ontology annotation, molecular function: protein disulfide isomerase activity; flavin-dependent sulfhydryl oxidase activity. Gene Ontology annotation, cellular component: Golgi membrane. NCBI's taxonomy places the organism in Eukaryota, Metazoa, Arthropoda, Insecta, Hymenoptera, Formicidae. The transcript is spliced from 5 exons.